Molecule: messenger RNA, 828 nt
Organism: Pleuronectes platessa (European plaice)
Lineage: Eukaryota; Metazoa; Chordata; Actinopteri; Pleuronectiformes; Pleuronectidae
Product: ceramide synthase
Exons: 6
Coding region: 1-828 (275 amino acids)
Biological process (GO): ceramide biosynthetic process; lipid homeostasis
Cellular component (GO): endoplasmic reticulum; membrane
Molecular function (GO): sphingosine N-acyltransferase activity
Source: RefSeq, a predicted model, not a curated record
AUGUGGGCCCUCGUCCUUGUCUCGGCCGGGUCCGUCUUCUUCCCUGGACUCUUCCUGUUGUCCAAACUGACCCUGAGACGCAUGAUGGGAUGGAGUGAAGGGGAAGCUGCUGUCGUGUCCACACGUCUGGUGUCGUCCGUCCAAGCCGUCAUGGCCUCGUCAGCUGGAUCUGUCAUCAUCUCUUCCUGCAGGGACGUGAUGGAGGACAGACACUGGCUGACCGACUCCUACAUCCUGUUUGCCACGCCUUACUUUGCCUAUGACGUCUACGCCAUGUUCCUGUGUCACCGGCACAAGCUGCAGGUCAAAGGUCACGAGCAGGAGCAGGUGUCGGUGGGGGGUUACCUGCGCACAGAGCUUCUCAUGGUGCUGCAUCACGUCUUCAUGGUGACCUUCUGCUUCCCUGCCUCACUGCUGUGGAGACAAGGGAAAGGUGAUUACUUCCAGGGUGUUUUGUUUCUGGCUGAGCUCAGCACACCGUCCGUCUGUCUGGGGAAAGUCCUCAUCCAGUACAAGAAACAACAAACUCUUCUGCACAAAGUCAACGGAGUCUUGAUGCUCUUCACCUUCUUCAGCUGCCGGGUUUUACUCUUCCCCUACUUGUACUACGCCUACAGCAGGUACAUUUCCAUGCCUGUGUACUUGGUGCCCCUGGUGGCCCCGUGGCAGUGUAACCUGGGAGCCGCUCUGCUGUGGCCCCUGCAGCUCUACUGGUUUGGCCUGAUCUGCAGAGGGGCCCUCCGCCUGCUCCACCAGCGCUCAAACACUCCACCCAGAUCCUUCCCUCUCUCAGGAGGCGGAGACAGAAACUGUGCUGCAGCGACAUGA